AUGUCUUCAACCCCCGAAUAUCAGCCCUUCCUGAAAUACUCGGACGACCCGACAGCCGAAGAGCCGACCUCUCCUAAGCGCCAUGCCAGUCGCCGCAAUACCUUCCUUUCUCACGUGUUUGUCCUCGUCGGCACUUCGCUGCUGUGGCUUGUGAUAUUCUUUUUGGUUUACCCUUCAUCAACAACGACGACUUCAACACAAGUCGCGGCGUCAUCGGGACUGCCGGAGACCCAUGUAGCCGGAGAACGACACAAUGUGACGAGCGGCAGGAAAAAGAUAUCCUGUGGGAGUACAACGCAAGAGGCGCGAGCCAAUGGCUGCAAAUAUGACAUUCUUUUGAAUCACUGGGUACCAGCCCUAUGCUUCGAUAAAGAGUCCGUCGAUGAAUACCAAGAGGAUGGCAGCUGGGGCGCCUUCGCCGAUAUGAACAUGACUCAACGACUGACUGUCGAUGAAAUGUCGGAAAGGGACUUUUACUGGACCUCCAUUCGCGACCACAUCAACCACUGUGCUAUCAUGUGGAGGCGUCAAUUCUACGCUUUUUACGACGAGCGGGCCGCGAUUGAUUCCAUUAUCACGAGUCCCGGACAUACUGAGCACUGCUCUCAGUACCUCAUGGAUGUUGUGGAUGCUAAAUGGAAAGAACCAACGAAGACAAUGAGGGGUUUUGCAGGCUGUUGGAUACGGGAAUAA
This is a messenger RNA of Colletotrichum spaethianum, 693 nucleotides long. RefSeq lists its product as uncharacterized. The coding region runs from base 1 to 693 and encodes 230 amino acids. NCBI's taxonomy places the organism in Eukaryota, Fungi, Ascomycota, Sordariomycetes, Glomerellales, Glomerellaceae. The record is from RefSeq and is a predicted model, not a curated record. The transcript has a single exon.